Molecule: messenger RNA, 969 nt
Organism: Thyridium curvatum
Lineage: Eukaryota; Fungi; Ascomycota; Sordariomycetes; Thyridiales; Thyridiaceae
Exons: 3
Coding region: 1-969 (322 amino acids)
Molecular function (GO): S-adenosylmethionine-dependent methyltransferase activity
Source: RefSeq, a predicted model, not a curated record
AUGAUCUCCUCCGCAUCCAAUGGCGGCACACAGGUAGCCAUGUCUACAUUUGCCCGUACAGCUUUCGGCCACGCUUCGUACGCGUCCUUCCGCCCGACCUACUCGCCCUCCCUCUUCCGCACCAUCCUCGCAUAUCACAAUGAGCGAGGCGGCCAUGGCACCGCGCUGGACAUGGGCUGCGGUCACGGCAUCAUGGCACGCGAGCUCGCGCCGCACUUUGACACGGUGCACGCGAUAGACCCUGCGGCGGGCAUGGUGGAGCAGGCUCGCACGCUCUUGAACAGCAUCCUAAACAUACACGUCCGCCAGGCGGGCUCCGAGGACCUGUCCUUCCUGCCGGACGACAGCGUCGACCUCGUCGUGGCGGGCCAAGCGGCGCACUGGUUCGACUUCGGCCGGGCCUGGCCGGAGCUGGCGCGCGUGGUGCGCAGCGGCGGCUCGCUCGCCUUCGCCGGGUACAAGGACCACGUGCUGGUGGGCCACCCGGAGGCGAGCGAGGCGUUCCGGGCCUUCUCGUACGGCGAGGGCGAGGUGGCGCCCGGGAUCGAGGGUAUGGGCCGCUUCUGGGAGUUCCCCGGGCGCGGCAUCCUGCGGGACUCGUACGCGGCGAUCCAGCCGCCGGCGUCCGAGUGGGAGGGCGUGCGCAGGCUCGCGUGGGACCCGGACGCCGGGGCGGCGGCGGCGGCGGGCGUCGAGGGCGUGCCGCAGGAGGUGCUCUGGCAGCGGCAUGCGAUGACGCUGGGCCAGCUGGAGGGCUACGUGCGGACGUACAGCGCGUACAGCAACUGGCGGGAGGCGCACCCUCAGCGCAGGCGCAGGGCCGAGGGAGGCGAGGGCGACGUCGUGGACGCCAUGUUCGACGCGGUCGUCGACGCGGUGCCGGCGUGGAGGGUCCGGGGAGAGGCGUGGAGGGAUGUCGAGGUGGACGCGGUCUGGGGCUCGGUGAUCUUGCUGGCGCGGCGGCGAUGA